Molecule: messenger RNA, 3864 nt
Organism: Nematostella vectensis (starlet sea anemone)
Lineage: Eukaryota; Metazoa; Cnidaria; Anthozoa; Actiniaria; Edwardsiidae
Product: dorsal-ventral patterning tolloid-like protein 1
Exons: 6
Coding region: 2429-3397 (322 amino acids)
Source: RefSeq, a predicted model, not a curated record
GUAAUUUCACAAGGUUCAAUAUUAGCGCUCCUCACAACUCGUAAUAUAUAGAUUUUUCCAACGCUUUUUGAACGUCGUUUUUGAACGUCAUUUUUAUGAACAAAUGGGAAUCUUGAAAGCGCGUGCAUUGAGAUAAAUGGGAGAUAAAUUGGGAUCAUUUGUCAGUCUAUUUGACAUUUUCAAGUCCCUUUACUAAAAAUAUGACAACUUAAAAUGAAAGCUGUCCGUCUUUUCUAACAAAGUGACAAGUUAGGAGUUAAUCUGGGCUCUUAAAUCUAAUGAUACGUGUUUAUCGUAUCCGUGUCUCAACCGGCGCCACACAGACCAAGCUGAGGUCGGCUUAGAAUCUUAAGUCCGACAUCGCUAUUUCUCAAGCUAAGGAAUGGUCCAUGAUCUCAGAAGAGGAUUAAGACACCACACACAACAGCGCAAUAUCAAAAUCAACGUACUUCCUUUUCAUGGCGUUUUUUUCAGUAGUAAAAAAAAUCAUGCAGUAGUCAAGCUGUAAGCUCCGCAGAGACAUGAUAUUUUUGCGGGAAAAUGUACCAUGGGACCGUUGGAGGGGUCAUUCGGUAAAUGGUUAUUUUGAUACAGAAAAGCCAACGAAAAAUGAAUUUAGUAACAUUUAAUAGGGUCUUUCGUUUUUUGAAGCAGUAGCUUGCUUUCAAAGCCUCUGAUCUUUAAAAAGAAUACCAACCUCCUAGGAAAUGUGAAGUCGAAUUAACAUUCUCACAGCAUACGUAGAAACUAUUCUAUUCUACGUUUUCCUGUUUCUCAUAGCUAGCUGAUUACGACGUUAAAAUUAGCUUCUAAUGUUCAACCCCGAAAAGUAGCAAUGCUAAAGCAAAUCAGUAUCGUCGCGCAAACUUGUCGCCUAUUGCCCGACUGCAUUUCUUUCGACAUGACGGAUUUCCCUGGUUUUGAGUUAAACCUAGUUUUGAUAUAAUCAUUUUGUAAAUUGUGAAAGGGGUCUACACCUCGUGCUUUUUAGUAGACUCCUAAUCAUCACUUAUUUUUUGCAUUUUUGUAAUUAUACUAUAUAUGAAAUAAACUUGAUUGAAUUAUGCAUGCAGAAAUAGUUAUGAAAUAGUUUGUGUUUUGACAAGGAGGCCAAUAUAUGUGACACGGUUGCAUUAUGCGCGAAGAUUUAUCGCCCAUUCAAAGGCAGUUAAUAACAGGCUCGUAAAAUGUCAGAACUAAAUAUUCGCCUUUCCUUUCUCCCUACUAAUGACUGUUUGGAGAAGUCAUAGAUUAAACACUCCUGCAAGAGAAAUGUUCAUUUGAAAGACACAUAAUUACAGCCAUUUAUUCUGCAACGACAAAUGAGGUUUAACAGCUAUUAAUUACACAGUGCGCAGUGUGUGAAAAAGAACAUUAAUUGCGAAAAGGAGAGUCUGUUUUAAGGGGCCAACCCCUUUUUUUUUGUAUCGCACUGCUGGGAAGGAUUAGAAGCUGUUGCGUCUUGUCACAAUGUUUUUAUCCGUUAUUGCGGCUUUGAGAGGGGUUUAGGGCUGUCAACCAUUCCGACUCUACCACCCUAUGUAAUAUUGACAAGAAGCUCACUAUUAUUUCGCCAUCUUGCAAUCCGUUUGUUAGCCAUGACCUUAAGGCUGACACAUCCACACAAGCCGGGAAAUCUAUUGACAUGAGCUUGCCCGAGCGCUCACCGCUAGUCGCACGAUGCUCGAGUCCUCACCUCCUCAGGUCGCCUACACUUUCGGUGAGUUGAUUGUCAAAACAGUUCUCCUUUGACUACGCGUGUCAUCGUCUUGUUUAUUUGCUUAUGACCUUAUUACUUCCUGACUGUUCAAACGAAAUGAAGCCACUCGUUUCUAUCGAUCUAUGCAACGCGAAUUUAUUCGACUUUCACAAACUCGUAAGCGACGAAGCGAGAUGCAACGAAAGAAGGCUACGCAUUUAGAAGCGUGACUUUUAUUAUUGACAGAUUUACCUAGUUAAAUAUUGACAUAACAAAAACUUCCCCGCCUACAAGAACGUACAACGUCUCCCACAGAUAACCCAAGCCUGUAUGAUUGAUGAAUCGGAAAGAACCGAAUUGUUUUGAGCGCGAAUUCUCGUUAGUAAGUCUGUAUUUGGUGAGACAAUGUGCCAAACUUGCAAAAGGCACAAGAUGUUGUCAAGAAGUAAAGACGCAUCAAACCCAUGGAAAAGUACCCUGGUUCCAGAUCCUCGAACGUCUCUCUAUUUAUGAUUUAGUGGCCAGCGAGUGAUAGCGUGGACACUCUUCGCUUUAUCAGCUGCCCGCCGCUGUCCUGCAGACGGAGUCGUAGCCGGAGUCAAGGGGGAGAUAUCAACUCCACAUUUCCCGGAGUACUACCCCCAUAGAAUCAGCUGUGAGUGGAUAAUCUUCGUUCGUAAUGGCUACCACGUCAAGUUAGAAUUCACGCACUUUGACUUGGAGUACUGUAUGUUUUGUAAAUGCGACUAUGUGGAGAUAAGAGAUGGGCGGAACUCUUCGGCGCCAUUGAUAGGGAAGUUCUGCGAGAGCAGCAGACUGGGCACUAUUUUCUCUACGGGCAGAUACCUUUGGGUUAAAUUUUAUUCAGACGUCGGCGGCAGAUUUCAGGGGUUUCGUGCCGUUUAUACAGCUCAGAAAAACGGGAAAACCUUCAAAGAGCCCCUCUAUCUCAGCGACCGAUCCGGGACCUUUUCAAGUCCAAAGACCUCGGCGUCAUGUGGCUCUGAUCGUCAGUGCACGUGGCUGGUACGUGCCGGGCGCGAGAGUCGCACGAGGCUCACAAUCUACAACAUCUCCCUUCCGAGAUGCAGUACUCCUUGUGGGUGCAACCGCAUACAGGUCAGAGAUGGGAUGAACGAGACAAGCAGGCUCAUCGCUGAGUUCUGUCACAGCAUAAGUGAGCCCGAGACCAUGUGUUCCACUACUCGUCACAUGUGGAUACGAUUCCAGUACGGCGCUGGCGUGGAUCUCACAAAACACGGCUUUAUGGCGAAGUACGAAGAACACAGUUGUGGGAUAGCAGAGAAAAUCCAGACCAAACAGCCGGAAGCGAAAGAAGUUUCCCUAGACACGGUGGUGGGUAUUUUGUGCGCGAGCUUCACGCUCAUGGCCCUUCUCACUUUCUUCAUGGUUUGCAUAGCGAGCAGAAAGCUAUCACGGGAUCGAAGGAAACAGCGACCUUCGCAAACGUCCACGACUUUAGUAGAGCAAAGCCAACCAAGAACUGGAUCGAGUCCUACGGACUGGACUAGUGACACGUGCGAUUCGUGCGUGUAUCAUACUCACGUGCACUUAAUCCAUGAUGGCGAAUCAGAAUACGCCGAGGAUUACCCAAGACACUUUGCGGCCGUGCAUACUCCUAUGUACUAUUGUACGUAUUGUCAAACGCAGCUCUCUAGACCGAUUGCCAUUUUAUAGCAUGUCCCCAUACUUGGUAUUAUUUUCGGGGUAGAGAAAAAUUGAAGAUGUAUAAUAGAUAUAAGCAGAGAUUAUAGGAAGAGGAGCUUUUCACAGUGGAAUGCGGUAUUCUCACUCGUGACAUGCGCAAAAGCCUCUACAAUUCAGUUCUCUAUUGCUUAUUGUUGGUUAAUCAAUGUGAGAGUAUUCAGAUUUUUAUAGAUAUCUUACUGUAAUUUAUUUUCAUGGGACAUUUAAAUUGCAAAAAUAGAGAAGUAUUUGACAAGAAUGUUGAUAAUAUGUAUAUAUUUUAGUACACCUUAUUUUGAUAUGUUUUAUAGGGAAAAAUGCAAUGAGAUAAUAAUUUACAUGAAUGUUAGAGGUGAAUGAAUGGCGUCUAAUUUAUGUAUGAUACACGAGAGUCGCUAUGGUAGUUUCUUAUUAUAAGCAUAAAAUGCUUUACAUUUAGUAAAAUACUUAGAACCAUG